Molecule: messenger RNA, 2486 nt
Organism: Rhipicephalus sanguineus (brown dog tick)
Lineage: Eukaryota; Metazoa; Arthropoda; Arachnida; Ixodida; Ixodidae
Product: cuticle protein 16.8
Exons: 3
Coding region: 147-884 (245 amino acids)
Cellular component (GO): chitin-based extracellular matrix
Molecular function (GO): structural constituent of chitin-based larval cuticle
Source: RefSeq, a predicted model, not a curated record
CCAUUGGUCAACGCAGUGAGGCGAAACUAACCCUCGGCAAUUAGGACGUUUUCCGAUACGCGCUUAUAUAAGGUGGGGCGCGCGGUUGCGCCAGCUGCAGCUCGAGCCACUGCAAGCGUUGGAUUACUCGACCUACACAGGGUGACAUGAUCGCACAAGCGUUCUUGGUGUGCCUAUCGGCAGCAGCCGCUUCGGCUGGCGUUCUAGCUGGCUACGGAGGUCUCGGCUUGUUCGGGGGCCUCGGAAGCUACGGCUACGGAUACGGAGCGGCUUACGCGGCUCCAGUAGUAGCCAAAGCUCCCGUCGUUGCCGCCGCCCCUGUUGUAGCCGCUGCUCCUGUUGUGGCUAAGGCAGUUACUGUCGAUUUCAUCGCUCCUCAGUCCACCAAGUUCGGCUACCUGACGACCGACGGACAAGGCAACACGCAAGCACGCAAUGAGGUGUCGGACGCUUACAACCGCCGCGUCGGAUCCUACAGCUACCGGGACGCGCACGGCCUCACGCGAAAGGUCACCUACGUGGCCGACGCCCACGGCUUCCGUGCCGUGGUGAGCACCAACGAGCCUGGCACUGCGGCAUCGAAGCCAGCCGGUGCCGCCUACAACACACCGCCCAAGGGGCCAGCCGUGGUCGCCACGUCGGCGGUUGCCGCAGUACCGGCGGCGCCCGCUGUUGCUAAGGUAGCCACUGUUGCGGCGGCACCAGUCGUUGCAGCUGCUCCCGUGGUUGCGGCUGCUCCUGUCGUUGCCUACGGAGGCUUCGGCCAUCUGGGCGGCUUCGGCCACCUCGGCGGCUACGGAUUCGGCCACCUCGGAGGCUACGGUCACUUCGGAGGCUACGGUCACUUUGGCGGUCUCAGUCACUUCGGCUACGGGUUUCAUUAGGACUGUCGACUAAAUGUGACACUCUGUCCGCUGUCGAAUACCUCCACAGUGUCGAAACUCGGCAUCUUCUCUCCCUUGAGCCUGUCGCGGAACUUUAGUGCCUCUAUGGGAACAAUCGGGGAAUCACAAGACGUCGAAUUCGACAGCGCGGUGGCACUCAACAGCAUCCGGUAUGGAACACUGACGCGCAAUCAACAGACACUACCCAAACCUUCGAGACAUCUGAGACACAAUAGGUUAGUGAUAGUGAAUGCGAUUAGUUUUAAUGUGUAUUAGGAACGCCUUAGUCAAUAUAUGUUGACAUUUCUUCACACCAGGCUUUUCGAUAAGCUAGCUUCCGCUGCUUUACAAACUAGAAAAUGCUGAAAAUUGUUUGUUCAGUGAAUUUCCGUGCUCGCCUGAAAUUCGUCAAGCCUUUUGACUUCUGACAUGAAUCCGGGAAGCUUCUGUUUGUACAGCACAAUACCAACUCGGUCUCUUUCACUAGGCACUGUUUGGUUAUUAUAAAUCACAGGCAGGAAUGUUAAUUCUAUUUGUCACCGUGAACAUGAAAUGCAGAAUAUUCUGAAAGUAAACAGGGUGUAUCUGCGAUUUUUAACGUCUUAUACAGCGCAUAUCAAAUCAGUCGACAUUAAUUCAAAGCUGUGCGUCAGGUGAAAAAAUGUUUUAGAAGAUUCUUCUGUUCGUUGUUCUAAUCCGAAGUAAUUAGUUUCAGCAUUUUCUGUAACACUCAUGCUGCCUAUAAAGUAUUUGUACCUAGUGAAAACGUAUUUUGAAUAGUAAAAGUAUGCCUAAUUCGGCUUACUCCUCCAAUGCCACCACAUAAAAUAUUUUGCAAGUAUAGAAUGCACCCUUUACAAACAACAAUAAGAUAGUCACAGCACUGCACACACAUCUACAUUAAAUAAGAACCACGCACAAUACAUCGCACUUUAUGUAACAAUGCUGUCACAAUAAGCAUAUCAAUUAACUGAAGCUGAUGAUGCGACUGACAUCUUUACUACCACGAGACAGCAAUACGCUUGGCCAUCUUGCUUAAUAUGAACGCCCUUGAUCACCAUUCUAUGCCGCCUUGCCUGGUGCAGAGGCUCUGCAAAAGGCAUAAACGAGAACCGCACUUUAUAAAACUACAACAGCGCUUUGCUUAACUUUCACACAAGGCCUGUGGCCGCCUUUGGUUUUCUGCAUAAUAUAUCGUUAUAUAGAUCACUUCUUCAUGUGUUCAUUAACACCCUUCAUUAUUUCAAGUUCAACUUUUCAUGCAUAUCAUUAUUUGCACGCGACCUGGGUGCGUUUCAUCUCAUUCCCUGAACUAGUCUUCGCACUUUCUUCUCUACUCCCGAGCCCUGCGAUUUCACAAUUGACAUCUGGGCAAAGCCUUUAGGUUUAUUUGAUUGAACAUUAUUCUUCUGUGGUUGUGCGCAAACGUCCGUUUGGGCUAUGCCGUGCUGUAAUUGAACAAUGCAUAAGUACAAAUACUUGGCAAUCCUUCAACGCAGUAUUCGUUCGCACAAACAUGCGCUGUUAGGACGUUUAUCUUUGUUCCUUCAAGUGGGAGCAGCAAGAAAAGAUAUGAAUAAAUAUUUCACGAUAAGAAGCUGA